Molecule: messenger RNA, 2352 nt
Organism: Hemicordylus capensis (graceful crag lizard)
Lineage: Eukaryota; Metazoa; Chordata; Lepidosauria; Squamata; Cordylidae
Product: protocadherin alpha-5-like
Exons: 1
Coding region: 1-2352 (783 amino acids)
Biological process (GO): homophilic cell-cell adhesion
Cellular component (GO): plasma membrane
Molecular function (GO): calcium ion binding
Source: RefSeq, a predicted model, not a curated record
AUGGGGAAAGGGCAGCUGCUGCAGUUGAUUCUUCUCCACACAGCCUGGGAAAUGGGGAGCGGCCAGCUCCAUUAUACUGUGCCUGAGGAAUCCCAGCACGGCACUUUUGUGGGCCGCAUCGCCCAGGAUCUGGGACUGGAGGUGGGAGAGCUGUUGCCUCGGAUGUUCCGGGUGGAAUCCCAAGGUGAUGGGGACUAUUUCAAGGUAAAUGAGCAGAAUGGGAUCUUGUUUGUGAAUUCUCGGGUGGAUAGAGAGGAACUGUGUGGCAAGAGCCCUUUGUGCUCCAUUCAUUUGGAGGUGAUUGUGGAUAAACCCCUGAGCAUCUUCCAUGUAGAAGUGGAAGUCAAGGAUAUAAAUGACAAUGCCCCUAUUUUCUCAGCUAGCAAACAGUCUCUCAGUGUUGCAGAAUCAAUGUUGCCAAGUACACGCUUCCCUCUGAAAGCAGCCUCUGAUGCAGACAUAGGUUCUAAUGCCCAACUCAAGUACAAGCUCAAUUCCACUGACUAUUUUGUUGUUGAAGAGAAAACAAAUGACCAGCACAGUAUAUCAUUGGUGCUUGUCUUAAAUAAGCCUCUGGACAGAGAGAAAAUAUCUGUGCAUAAUGUAUUACUUACAGCCACUGAUGCGGGUCACCCGGAACUCACAGGCACGGUUCAUCUUGAGAUCACUGUGAUGGAUGCAAACGAUAAUGCACCAGUAUUUAAUCAGUCAGUCUAUAGGGUGAAAUUAUUGGAAAAUGUGACAGAUGGAACAUUGGUUAUUCAGCCCACUGCAGUGGACUUAGAUGAGGGAACAAAUAAGGAAAUCUCCUACUCCUUCAGUAACAGUGUUUCUUCCAAUUUAUUUACUAUACAUUCUGAUACAGGUGAGAUCAGGGUGAAAGGGAAAGUAGACUUUGAAGACACUAGUGUGUAUAAUAUUGAAAUUGAAGCAAAAGAUAAAGGUAGUCCUCCUUUGUCUGGACACUGCACUAUUCUUAUUGAAAUUUUAGACAUAAAUGACAAUGCUCCUGAGAUGUCAUUGAAGCCCAUGUUGGUGCCAGUCCCAGAGGACUCCUCACCAGGGGUAGUGGUGGCUCUAAUCAGCAUCAUAGACAGAGAUUCUGGGGUCAAUGGGCAAGUGAGCUGUUCCCUGUUGCCCACUGGGCUUCCAUUCAAGCUGGUGUCAACCUUCAAAAAUUACUAUUCACUGGUGCUGGCUGAGCCUGUAGAUCGCGAACAGGUGGCUGAGUUUAGCCUGGUGGUGCUGGCCAAAGACCAAGGGGCUCCAUCACUGUCAGCAAGCAGCAGCUUAGUGGUGCCCAUCAGUGAUGUGAAUGACAAUGCACCUGCUUUUGCACAGCCCUCCUACACAGUCUUUGUUAAGGAGAACAACCCACCUGGUGCUCACAUCUUCACAAUGUCUGCCUCGGACCCGGAUAUGGCUGAGAAUGCCCUGAUCAGCUACUGGAUAGAUGAGAAACUCUGGCCACUGUCAAGCUACAUCUCAGUGCACUCAGAGAGUGGGAAAGUCUAUGCCCUGCAGCCUUUGGACUAUGAGGAACUAAAGUUGCUGGAGUUCCAAGUGAGCGCCAAGGAUGCUGGGCUACCCUCCUUGUGCAGCAAUGUGACGGUGCAAGUCUUUGUGGUGGAUGAGAAUGACAAUGCCCCAACACUGACUGGGCCAGAGGAAGGCUCCAUCCUUUUGGUAGUUCCUGCCAUGGCUGGAUACAUGGUGGGCAAGAUCCAUGCUCUGGAUGCUGAUUCAGGCUACAAUGCAUGGCUGCGUUAUGAACUUCAUGAGUUGACCAGUGGGCCCUGGAGAGUGGGGCUGUACAGUGGUGAGAUCAUUACAACACGUGCUUUGGAUGAAGCAGAGGGCAGUAGCAGUCAGAACCUGCUGGUGCUGGUGAAGGACCAUGGCAAGCCACCACGGUCAGUUACAACCACACUGAGUGUGUCACUGGUGGUCAACACACAAGUGGUCCAUGUUGAUGCUGGUCUUCCCAGGAUGGGAGGUAGCCCAAGGCCACUGGUUGACAAAGUCAAUGUCUACCUAAUCAUCGCUAUCUGUUCAGUGUCCAGUUUGUUCCUGCUUGCAAUCAUCUUGUAUGUGGCCCAGCGAUGCCAGUGUCAGCCCAAGCAGGCCAUUGUGUAUGGUCCUGGCACAGCCACACUGGUAUGUGCCAGUGAAGUGGGCAGCUGGUCAUAUUCGAAUCGCCACAGCCACAUCCUGGCAGGAGUGAGUGGGGAGGCUGGUGCUAAGAAUGAUCUCAUGGUUUUCAGCCCCAACAUACCUGUCUUUUCGGAGAAUGGGGAGGUGGGGAAUAUGAAGGAGCUUGCCCCAGAUUCAUCUGUACAGGUGAGUCACUAA